Molecule: messenger RNA, 1929 nt
Organism: Leptonychotes weddellii (Weddell seal)
Lineage: Eukaryota; Metazoa; Chordata; Mammalia; Carnivora; Phocidae
Source: RefSeq, a predicted model, not a curated record
UCGGGCUGCCCUCCCGUUCAGCGAGUGUGGAAACUCGGAAAACGGGAGUGCAAGGCCCUUGACCUCCCGGAGUAACGGUCAUGGAGGAGGAAAAACAGCCAAAGCCAAACAUAAUUCGAGGUCACGGGUGUUGUGCCCGAGCUCCGUGGAGUUGUGGUAUGCCCUGCGGGCUCGUCGCAGCCUCAGUCGGCGUCCAUCCCGCUUCCUCGGCUUGCCUCGGUGCCGUUUGGAUCUUUCCCACCUUGUAUUGCCCGAAGAGCCCUUGAAACUAAAUAAGACUGUUCACAAAGCAGAAGUGGGUUUCCUGGUAAUACAUUUCAUCCAAACAUGACAACAGAAUCAAAGAAAGCUACAGCUCAGAACCUUCAGGAGAAUGAAGGACUUCUGAUAGUGAAGAUAGAAGAGGAAGAUUUUGUCUGGAGGCAGGACACUUGCCUCCAGAGAGGCGAUCCCCUCAGGCAGGAGCUCUGCCGGCAGCUUUUCAGGCAGUUCUGCUACCAGGAUUCCCCUGGACCUCGAGAGGCGCUGAGCCGGCUCCGGGAGCUCUGCCGACGCUGGCUGCGGCCCGAGACGCACAGCAAGGAGCAGAUCGUGGAGCUGCUGGUGCUGGAGCAGUUCCUGACCAUCCUGCCGGGGGACCUGCAGGCCUGGGUGCGGGAGCGGUACCCGGAGAGCGGGGAGCAGGCGCUGGCUGUGCUGGAGGAUCUGGAGAGAGGCACUGAUGAUGCAGUGGUCCAGGUUCCAGCCCAUGCACAUGGACAAGAGAUAUUCAGGAGAAAGGUGGUACCUCCUGGACCAGCACUUAGUGUCCAAUUGCAGCCAGUGGACCCCGAGACCCUUCAUGGUUCUUCAGCACCCCUUCUGCUGGACGGUGGAAGUCAGCAUACUUCUGGCGACUACCUCCAUGGAAUACUCAUCACUGUUCUAAAACUCCUCUGUUUAAAAAGUAAUGAGAGUGAAAACAAUGGAUCCAUGCCAAAGUUGGACAUUUAUGAAGAAAUGGAAUCACAGAGGAUUCUAUCAAGAAGAAUUUCAGGAUUCAUGUCAGAAGGAUCUGCUGAACCUCAAGACAUCUGUAAGUCUGCAGGCAGGUUAAAGAGGCAAUGGGAAAAAGAAUCAGGAGGGUCUCAGAGACCAUCAUCUGCUCAGGAUGGAGGUUUUAGUAAAAUCCUUACCCACAAAAAUACACUGACAGAUGACAUUAGCCAUGAUGGUUGUGAGAGAAGCUUAAACCUGAAUUCAAGUGAAUUGACACACCAGAAAUCUUGUAAACACAGUACCUAUGACCAAAGUUUCAAAUGGAAUCCAGAUUUUAUUAAGCAUCAAAGAAUUUAUGCCAGAGAAAAAAUUCACCAAUAUGGAACAUCUCUCAAGAGUCCAAAUCUUAUUAAACAUGCAGCAAUUUUUAGUGGGGAGAAAACCCACCAGUGUAAUGAGUGUGGGAAAGCUUUCAGACACAGCUCAAAGCUUAUCAGGCAUCAGAGAAUCCACACUGGAGAGAGGCCCUAUGAAUGUAAUGAAUGUGGGAAAGGCUUUGGGGGGAACUCAGAUCUUAUUAGACACCAGAGAAUUCACACUGGGGAAAGACCCUUUGAAUGCAAAGAAUGUGGGAGAGCAUUCAGCCUGAACUCACAUCUUAUCCUGCAUCAGAGAAUUCACACCAGAGAGAAACCCUAUGAAUGUAGUGAAUGUGGGAAAACCUUCAGAGUGAGCUCACACCUCAUUCGACACCUGAGAAUCCACACUGGAGAGAAACCCUAUGAAUGCAGUGAGUGUGGGAGAGCCUUCAGUCAGAGUUCACACCUUCGUCAACACCAAAGAAUUCACAAGAGGGAAAACCUGUUAAUGUAAAGAACUUAAAUUUUUAUGGAAAUGCGAAAGAGAUAGCAACAUGAAAAAUACUGAAUAAAAAAUAUGGAGUGAGAUGAA